AUGCGCGCCGCCCUCCUCUGCGCGCUGCUCGGCGUCGCCGACGGCCUGCGGACCUCCAUCGCGGGCCACCCCGUGCGCCGCGUCGACGACGCUGCCACGGGCCUCUUCGUCUACGCGCUCGGCGCGGGCACGGGCCUCCCGAGCCUCGCGGCCGCGCGCGCCGGCGCGAAAGUCCUCGCGACGGACCGCGACGCGACGUCGCUGGCCUACGCGGCGGCCGCCGCGGACGACCAGGGCCUGGCGCUGGCGACGGCCGUCUUCGACGUCGCGGACUUCGCCGCGCCGCUCCCGCCCGCGGACGUCGUCGUCGUCGCGGACGUCUUCGUCACGGACGCCGUCGCCGCGGCCUGCGGCCGGCGCGUCGGCGAGGCCCUGCGCCGCGGCUCGACCUGCGUCGUCGCCGACGCGCGGCGGAGCACGCGCGACGCGUUCCUCGCCGCGCUGCGCGCGGAGGGGUUUUCCGGCGCCUUCGGCGCGUCCGAGGACCCGCCGCUCCUCCUCCUCGACGGCGAAUAA
Messenger RNA from Aureococcus anophagefferens, 516 nucleotides. RefSeq lists its product as hypothetical. The transcript has 2 exons. The record is from RefSeq and is a predicted model, not a curated record. The coding region runs from base 1 to 516 and encodes 171 amino acids. Lineage: Eukaryota; Pelagophyceae; Pelagomonadales; Pelagomonadaceae.